Saccostrea echinata is the source of this 3135-nucleotide messenger RNA. RefSeq lists its product as uncharacterized. The transcript has 10 exons. The record is from RefSeq and is a predicted model, not a curated record. Bases 1 to 3135 code for a protein of 1044 amino acids. Lineage: Eukaryota; Metazoa; Mollusca; Bivalvia; Ostreida; Ostreidae.
AUGAGGAACAGUGAGGAGGAUCCCGCCGUAAUUGUAGUCGUAGUUGUCAUACUUCUAAUCCUGGUUGCUGCUGGUUUUGCGUUCUUUAUGAUAAGGCGAAAAUUUGGUGAACUAGCUAGAAACCCUGCCUUCGAAGUACUGUAUUCAAGGGAACACGGUAACGACAAUUUAGCCACAAGGGUAUCCAAUAGCAGCCAAUUAGUCAUUGCGAUUAGACAAUGUAUGAAUGGGCUCUAUAUAUUCAUACCUUGGAACGCAACUUUAUCGAAAAUAAACUGGACUAAAGAUGGAUCAGCCAUUGAUAUAAAUAACAGAGAGAAGUACAAAACCGGAGAGGACAGCACCCCUAUGCUUAUUGUAAAUGGCGCCACUUCAGAUGACAGCGGAGAAUACGUGUGCAGGGGAACUUCUUUAGGACAUAUUCCUGUCAUGAGCAAGCCGAUUUAUAUAGGAAUAACCCCUGUACACCUCAAAAGUCCUUCAGUAGUGAAUGUUGGGGAACCCUUAUCCAAUCACUGGGACUGGCCGUAUUUGAAACCUGACACGACUAAAACUGAGUCCAAAGACCUCGAUCUUUACACCAUCAUGAUCCCAGAACCUCAUGUCGAGACACAGGAUAGUAACCACGAUUUGUUUAGCAGAAUAGAUUUCAACUCAAUCAAAAGGUACCUUCAUUUCUGGCUUCUGUUCUGCGAGGGAGGGACAGUUGAUCUGAACAGCAAAGAACACAUGGAGAUCCUGAAGAACUUGUACGAAUUCACAAAGGGUCCAGAUGCAGAACCUAUCCCAGAGGAUCUAAGAUCUGUUUGCACAACAUAUGAUAGCAUGAUUUGUACGGACACCCAAUUGUCAUUUACUUCAGAUGAAAUUGAAAGACAAAGUCUCUGGGCUUACAUUCAGCAUGGUUAUCUUGUUCAGAAAAAUGUUCAUUUUCUUCUGGAUAAAGCACCAGUUGCCUUGAUUGCAAAGUACUGCAGAACAUCUGGGUAUCGUGGUUCUCAAGAGGAAUGGUGUCUUUGUCUCCCUGGUAUUUUCACUGAGAAACUUAUAGCAAAGAUGGACUUGGAUAUAAUCACACACCCAGCUAUUACUGAUACCGAUAUUCAUCCAUUAGUGAGUCAAAUAUUAAAAAUUCCUGAGGAAAUUCUGCGAUGGGAAUAUGACCAACGCCGGAAGUUCUUGGAAAGCAUACGUGAAGAAAGCAUUGCAAUGUUCAGGGGAAGAGCUAUGAUAGUAGGGUGUGUGGGGGCAGGUAAAACUACCUUCCUACGAAGACUUCAAUCCAAAUGGUCAUUAGAGGAUCUAUACACAACAGAGUCAACUGUUGGACUGGAAGUUUAUCAUAAUCUAUUCCUAAUCGUGGACGGUGAAGACCAGAGAUUGCUGAAAGAGAUACCACAAGGAAUGUCUUGCGAUGUUGAAAGACACAUAAAGAACAGAGAAAAGCUAAUCAGUGUAACUGACUUUGGUGGUCAGUGUUCAUAUUAUGCUUGUCAUCAAAUUUACCUGACAAGACGUGCCUUCUAUAUUCUUGUGAUAGACAUGUCAAAAGGAUUAGAAGAAAAGGUUGACUCCACUCGAUUAGACGCAAAUGGAUCCAUUUAUGAAGAUUGGACUUACAAAGAAUACUUCCUCUACUGGAUGCAGUCUAUCAGCACUUACUGUGAUGAUACGACACCUGUAAUACUGGUGGCAACACACAAAGAUAAAGUCAGUGAACAAGGCAGGACAGAAUGUUUUUAUGACAUAUUAAUGGAUUGCUUGCCAAGAGACUCAGAACUGAAACGGCACCUCUCACAAAAACGAUACUUUGAGAUUCAACUUCCCCCUCCAGAAGAAAAUGAAACAAAGGUUAUAGAGAACACCAUUGUAGAAGUCGCUACUAAACAAACGCACUGGGGAGAAAGAGUUCCUGCCAAAUGGGCCAUGUUCGAAAUAUCUCUGUCAGAGAUAAAAACAGAAAAAAAGAUAAUGAGCAUUGAAGAACUAAAACAAAACAUUAGAAUUGAGCUUCCUGACAAAGAUGAAGACUUGCGCAUCAUGCUGUCUUUCUUUCAUGAAAUCGGAACAAUACUGUAUUUUAAUGAAGAAGGGUUGAAUAAAAUGGUUAUUCUGGAUGUUCAAUGGUUUGUUGAUGCUUUUAAGAACAUUAUUACUGACCCAACGCAAGUUAAAGAUGCAUCAUUUACCGUCAGCGAAUGGAUGCAGUUUAACCAGACAGGCCAACUGAGCGAUCGGCUCCUGAGUGAAAUGUGGUCAAACUACAAAUACGGAUGCUUUGCUGAACACAAAAGUACCAUUCUUCUAUAUAUGCAAAGACUGGGUCUUAUAGUGAUGGGGAGAGAAGAGCACAAGGAAUCAACAUAUCGACCUCCUUUCUGCGUAAAACAAGAGCAAGCAGGAGAGAAAACAAGACAAAAUUACCACUAUGUACCAUGUAUGAACAAGGAAAGUAGAUCCGAUACCUAUGAGAAGAUACUCAAGAAUGGCACAAACAAAACUUCCAUUCUGGUUUUCCGAUUCAAGACAUUCUUGCCUCAUUUCUUUUACUACCGACUUGUUGUCCAUUGUAUGACUAGAUGGCGGACUCUGGUUCAGGAUGAGGUACCUUUAGUUUGCAAAGAUGCAGUGUUUCUUCUACAUGAAGAUGAUGAUCAUAUACUCGUUCUUGGUGUUUGUAAGCCGUCCAUCCAAAUUCAGGUUGUUUGCCUUGAGGGUAACCUUGAUGUGGAUGUUACCUUGAAAAUACGUGAUGAUGUUGAAAGCAUGAUGAAGUCUCUUACCACGACAUUUCACAAACAAGUGCAAUAUGAUAUUGGUUAUUUUUGUCAGGAAAAGGGAUUUUGUGCAGAUGUGGAACAUUUCUUUAUAUCUGAACAUGACCUUCUACAACUGAAAAGGGACACAACCUGGUGUAGAAAACAUGCUAAGGAGAAUCACAAGAUUAAUAGAAAGGACCUUCUUAAGUUUUGGAAAAAGUCGAGUUCAAAAGAAAUUGGUUGCCCAUGUUUUCCAAAACGUAGAGUUCUUGAAAAGACUCCUAUUUUAGAUAAAACGACAUCAAACAUUGGUCCAAAACCAGAAGAAAUGGAAACAGAGAGAAUAAGUUUGAUUUGCAGAGACGUACAGAGUUAA